Messenger RNA from Wasmannia auropunctata (little fire ant), 4911 nucleotides. RefSeq names its product sterol O-acyltransferase 1-like. Gene Ontology annotation, cellular component: endoplasmic reticulum membrane. The coding region runs from base 765 to 2366 and encodes 533 amino acids. The record is from RefSeq and is a predicted model, not a curated record. The transcript is spliced from 9 exons. Lineage: Eukaryota; Metazoa; Arthropoda; Insecta; Hymenoptera; Formicidae. Gene Ontology annotation, biological process: cholesterol metabolic process.
CAAUAAAAUUUGUUUUUCUAGAUCAGAGACAAUCGAACAGAGAUAAUUUUUGUUUUUAUUAGCAAAUGUUGCGUGUCCUUCCUAAAGCUUCAUCUACAUAAAUCGCAAACGCACAACGCAAACGCGAAGAACAAAAAAGAAAGGAAGUAAAAAAAAAUAGAGAGAAACGUCCGCGUUUGCGUUUGCGUUUUGCGUUUGCGACCUUUGUAGUGGGGCUUAAAUUAGAGCGAUGACGAGUCGCAAAGAUUAAUCGGUGCGAUGCAAAAUAAACAUUGGUGUAUGUUCAUAUGUACGGCCGUCAUACCACGAUCUAUCAGUCAAAGUACACAUGUACUCUGGAGGAACUAUCAGGAUGUAUUCAUUGUGAGAUGAUAAUCGGAUCGAACCGUUUAGAUAGUUUGCGUGCACGGAGCGGUGCGUAUAGUCAGGGCCUGGAUAGAGCAGCUCACACACCUCGCUGCCAAGCACUGACGCAAAAGUAUUGUUGUAUUCUGAGAAAUCCGAAAGAAAAUUAAAGCAAUAUAUUACCAAUUAAAAAAUAAUAGCAGCGUAUCUUGCGUGGCGUGGAUCGUGAAUGUAUCACGUUCGGGAAAUCUUUGAUCGUUUGAAAGUACGAGAGAUUUCGGUUCGUCUUCGUAAAUGGUUGAGCAGUUUUAGUCUACUUUUCUAGAAGGAUCACAAAUUAGAACGUAAUAAAAUUGCUCAAAGUGAAAUAUUCUCGAAGAGGAGUAAUCGUAAGCUUUACGGUCCACCCUCUUUUAGUCAUGAAUUCUGAAAUAGAAACUACAAAUCGUGAAGAUUCCGAUGUUGCACGCGACCUUCGCGAAAAGGGUAAAAGUGCGGCCAACGGAAACGCAUUGACGGAUGUUUUACGUGAGGCGACCGCCGAUGUACUGCAAAAAAGAACCCAGGAAAUAACAGAGGAUAAUACCGUUUUGAGGAACGUUAACAGCCGUAUUAAUGACAUUCCGACCGAGAUUCAGAAGAAGAUAGAAAUAUCUACGACGAAGAAUGGGGAUUUCUUAGACAGCUCGGAUAAAUAUCGUGACAAAAGGUCAUCCGGCAAGAAAGAUACGCUGCCGGAAAAGGAGUUCCUCGAAAGAGACUCAUUGCUCACCGAUCUCUUCAAGAUCCCGCACAUUCGCACGGUUUACAAUCUGUUCGUGAUGAUCCUCAUAAUUCUACUUUUUAAAAUUCUCGCGUCCGAUAUCAUGGAAUCAGGAACGAUCCGUGUUAGUACCGAUACAAUAUUGUAUAGUUUCGAAAAAUUUCCAACGUGCAUCUACAUUUGGUCCCUCAUGCAAGCUUCGAUACUGGGAGUCUACGUGGCUUUCAACCUUUGGGCGUAUCAGCGACUCCGAUUCUUACCAAAAUCCUUCAUCCGAAAAUUUUGGGAUUACGGCUGGCUAACAGUAUUUAUGUUGUAUCAAAUUCUUUUUAUUGUUUUUCCUACCAAAGCAGUGAUUGAAACGAAUCUUAGCAUAGCUUGCAGGGCCAUUGUUUUGUUAGAACAAGCACGCAUGUUAAUGAAGAAUCACGCUUUCGUGAGGAGCGCGGCGUCCAGAUUUUUGUCGUACAAACCCCACAGCGAAACUCCACAGCCGAGUGGCCCCAACUUCUCGCAAUAUUUGUAUUUCCUUUUCGCACCGACUCUUGUGUACCGUGACGAAUAUCCCAGGACGAAAAGAAUCAGAUGGAUGGUGGUGAUUCAGAAUUUUACCAAAGUCGGCGUAAUGAUCUUCUACAUCGCCUUUAUCAUGGACCUCGUACUACCAAUCAAUAGCGUGUUCGGAACACAGCCUCUAGAAAAGAAGUGGUUUGUCAAAAACAUGAUCGACUAUAGUAUUCUCCCUGGUAUUUUCCUCUUCUUCAUUACACAUCACCUCUUGCUACACGCGUGGAUGAACGCUUGGGCAGAAAUGUUGCGGUUUGCUGACCGAUUGUUUUACAAGGACUGGUGGAACUCCACAACUUAUCACACGUUCUACCGCACGUGGAACGUAGUAGUACACGACUGGCUGUACACGUACAUCUACAAGGACAUGUACGAGAUCGUGGUGCCGCGUAACCAAGUGCUGGCAGCCACCGCCGUAUUCCUCACCUCCGCCAUCGUCCAUGAAUAUAUACUAUCGUUCAUAUUGGGCUUCUUCUACCCGAUGCUGCUCAUCCAGUUCGUCGCCAUAGGCUUGCCCAUGUUCUUUGUCCGCAAGAUCAUCAGCAGCAACGUCUUUAUGUUGCUGACCUUGAGCCUGAGCAACGGCAUCAUGAUAUGUCUAUACUCAAUAGAGUGUUACGCCCGGAUCAACUGUCCACUUCAUUCCAGUUACUAUCUGGACCUGUUUAUACCGCGAAGCUGGAGUUGUUAAGAAUAAUUUAACGUCUGAUCAUUUCGUGAAUGUAAGGUGUAAGGUAACUUUGACUAUAUAAAUACUUAUAUAAUUGUUGGUAAUAAAAUCUUUAUGGGAUUAUGUAUUCUCUGCGCUCUGGUAUCAGAAACUAUUUACUGUCAUGUACGAGUUUGUAUAAUCAUUUAAUAUUAAACAAUAUUAAGCUAAUUUUAACAUUAAACUGGAAUAAAGCAAAGAAUAAUUUGUUGACAUAAAAAGUCGUAAUAGUAAAAAGACCAUUGAGGGUGCAGACCUAAUUGUUACUAAAUUGUGAUAAUUUAUUAGCAAUAAUGAUAAUAGUAGCAAUUCGUUUACAAAAUUGCACGGUCUUAAUUUCUCUUUUAUUUCGUUUUUUAAUACUUUCAACUCUUUCUAUUGAUGAAAAUUCGAAAUCAACAAAAAUAUUUUUUGCAUUUUUCCUGCAAAAAGAGCCUACUGUUAUCAUAAUUAAUGAUUUUUUGACCAUUUUUAAAUUAUAUACAAAAACGACAUAAUAAUACCGUUUUAUCACGUUUUUCAGUAAAAAUUAUUAACUUUACGUAAAUCGGUAAAAAUAUUUAGUCCAAUUUGUUUUUUUCGAAGAUGUUAUACUAUUGUGAUUGGUCCAUUUAAUGUUUAUCUAUUUAUUAUUUUAGAUUUUUCGUAUCUUUCAAUAAGUCUUUCGAGCUUCGUUUUUCUUUUAUUUUAUAUUUCAGUAAAAUUACGAUUAGAUAGUACUCACAGAGCAGCUAGAAAGAAAAAGUGAUGUUUAUAAAAAAAUAAUCUUUUAUUAUAAACGUAAUAGAAAAGUAAAAAAUAAAGCAAUUAUCAAAUAUGAAGUUGCGUACGAAUUUUCUAAAAUAGUUUAGAACAGUAAUAAUUUAGACUUAAUCAAUGAAAGCGAAAUCUAUAUGCCGAAAGCACGCGGUGUAUCGCGAACGCCCGGAAGUCAUAUUAAGAGAUAACAACAUGCUUGAAUUUCUAACUAAUUGUAAUAUUAAAUUAGCUGUAUAUAAAGAGGAAUUACGUUAUUAAAGAUACAAAGCACGAGGGUUUAUAUCAAAAGGGAUAAUUUUUAAUUAAUUGAAGCUUUACAUACGCCUUCUAAUUUCCGCAUGGCAACGAGAGAAGACGUACGUAUAUCUUCCUCCCUAUACAAAUUAAUUUAUGUCAUACAGUCGGUACACAUGUACAAUCCUCUCUUCACAAUUUAUAUAAUUAUUUCUUUUUUCACAUUAUAAUAUAUAUGUAUAUAUAUUUACAUAACUCCUUCCUUUUCCUUCCUCUCCCCUUCUCUAUCUCAUACAAAGAACAAAAUUCAACGAGAAAAAAUAUAGGAGGCGAGCACACGUCCACGUACAUAUAUAAUAUACAGUUCGUUGAUUUCCCUAACUUUAUACGACUUUUGAUUCCCAUUUUCCCGAUUUCGAUGCCGCGACGAAGCUACUUGCCUUUUCAUCCGUAAAAAUAAUCUGUACAACGAGAAUUGCCUUGUCGAACAUUCGCCUCUCUCUCUCUUUCUCUCUCUCUCUCUCUCUCUCUUAUUUUCUCUCACUGUCUUUCCUCAUCACACCGUCAUUCUCUCUUUCUCUCCAAUUUCUACUAGAUCGAAAAAUAUGGGGGAGUAACCAUUAUCUUAUUUACGGGGUUGCACACAUCUUAUUUAUAAACAUUUGUACCUAGAUCUGCGCGCUCGUUCGCUCAGGCAGUCGCGAUGCGAUACGAUUAACGAUCUUGAAAGCUACAGGUCGGAUUUCCUUCGUUCUCCAGAUCGAUCCUCCAUUCCAAGCUUUCCUGUAACUGAGCUGUCUCUCUUUCUAUACUAUCUCUCUAAUUUAAUUCACUUCGUGACUGAGACGAAGAGCGAAAAGGCAUUUCCGUUGCAUACAUGCUAUCAGAAUGAGAAUCGAGACCGAAAGGGAAAUCUUGAAAUAGAGGUGAUGCUCUUCUCGCCGAAUGUUAAAGCAAAGGAAAUCGCCGGUACGCGUACGUACAAUUGUUCAACGUGAUCUUCAACUCCUUUCGACAACGCGAAGGAUCCGAGAAGUCGAACCUGAACUGUCAAACCUUCGCACACUGUUGUCUGCAGGGGGGAAAAAGAUAUGCGACGAAAACGAACGCGGAAGCGCAACGUUUAUCAACAGCACCGCUCUAAAAUUCGUUAACGACUAAUCGGAACAAUGAGCUCCCCAUCCCGCUCAACAUUUUGUCUUGUGAUAAGAUAAUACACGGCUAUACGGAAAGAAUCCCUUUGCUGAAUCAUGUCGUUCGCAGCGUACGAGUUAUUUCCGACGUUGAUACCUCGUCGAUGCGAGCGUGCGAACGAUUUGCACUUAAUGAAUAGCGUAUUAUUAUUCUCUCAUUUUCUUUCUCUUUUUCUCUUCGAGAUCAGCGAGACUGCCGAUCCUGAGCUUCCAAAAUAUUACUUCUCUCAAUUUCGGGAAAGUAGCAAAAUUAAUCCACGUCAUGGUACACCUAUUAAAUAUACUAAAUUGAUAUUCUUAAUCCUUUUUCUCAUAUUCUCGUUCGAAUCGAAAAUUUAUUU